Molecule: messenger RNA, 930 nt
Organism: Apus apus (common swift)
Lineage: Eukaryota; Metazoa; Chordata; Aves; Apodiformes; Apodidae
Product: histone acetyltransferase KAT7-like
Exons: 8
Coding region: 1-930 (309 amino acids)
Biological process (GO): regulation of DNA-templated transcription
Molecular function (GO): histone acetyltransferase activity
Source: RefSeq, a predicted model, not a curated record
AUGGCAGCAAAAUCUCCUGUUAUUUUAUUGCUCCAGGAGCACAGACAAACCUAUGGCAACACUAGGGAACCUCUCCUUGAAAACCUGACCAGUGAGUAUGACUUGGAGCUUUUCCGGAGAGCACAAGCACGGGCAUCUGAGGACAUGGAAAAGCUGCGGCUCCAGGGCCAGAUCACAGAAGGCAGCAACAUGAUUAAAACCAUCGCGUUUGGCCGCUACGAGCUGGACACCUGGUACCACUCCCCCUACCCAGAGGAGUAUGCUCGCCUGGGCCGUCUCUACAUGUGUCAAUUCUGCCUCAAGUACAGGAAGAGCCAGACAAUACUUUGCAGGCACAUGGCAAAAUGUGUUUGGAAACACCCACCGGGUGAUGAAAUCUACCGGAAAGGCUCCAUCUCAGUGUUUGAAGUGGAUGGGAAGAAGAACAAGAUCUACUGUCAAAACCUGUGUCUGCUGGCAAAACUUUUCUUGGACCAUAAAACACUGUAUUAUGAUGUUGAACCCUUCCUCUUCUAUGUCAUGACAGAAGCUGACAACACUGGCUGUCACCUGAUAGGUUAUUUCUCCAAGGAGAAGAAUUCUUUUCUCAACUACAAUGUUUCUUGUAUCCUGACAAUGCCCCAGGACAUGAGGCAAGGUUAUGGCAAGAUGCUCAUUGACUUCAGGCUCAUCAGCUACAGGAGCUACUGGAAGGAAGUUCUUCUUCGUUACCUGCAUAAUUUCCAAGGAAAAGAGAUUUCUAUCAAAGAAAUCAGCCAGGAGACUGCAGUGCAUCCUGUUGACAUUGUUAGCACCUUGCAGGCACUUCAGAUGCUCAAGUACUGGAAGGGAAAACACCUGGUCCUGAAAAGACAGGAUCUGAUUGAUGAAUGGAGAGCCAAAGAGGCUAAAGAUCCAACAGCAAUAAGAUCAUGGAUCCCAGCUGAUUGA